AUGGAAGAGUUGAAUGCGGAACUGUUGAUGUGCAGUGAGGAAGAGUACGAAAUAAUCGCGCAAUUUACAAUGCACGCUCCUUUGCGCGUGACAAAUGUAUGCACUUAUUCAACUCUCGCACUGCCGCACCCAUUAUCCGAGUCCCUGAAGAUGUACCGGAUAUGUCAGCCGGAAGAUGUAAUCUGUGGCUCCGGACUCUGUGUGCCGGCGGAAAAGCGCUGUGACCGACACUACGACUGUCGGGACAAGAAGGACGAGGAGGACUGUAAUGGCGCCAUCGCGUGUCACCUCAACGAGUUCGCUUGCGCCGAUCACUCCAAGUGCUUGGACGAAUCCAAGAAGUGUAAUCAUGACUACGACUGCCCCGACCAGAGUGACGAGAAGGAUUGUAUUAUAUUGGAUAAAUGGGAAUCCGAUAACAAAAAUAAUGAGCUGUGUAGUAGAGCCUGGAAGUGUGACGGGCCAGCGUCCACGGAUAGGGUUGUCUGUUUGAUGAAUGCACGCUGGGCUGAUCUGUGGAACGAGCUGCGGUUUGACCUUUUGGGUCGGGGAGAACACGCGUUAAUCGUCGCUGUGCUUACGUGGCUCCUUUCUGGCGUUGUCCGUGAAAAUCCGCUCAAAGCUCUCUGUCCGAAAUUCGAGAAGCUGUCGACUCAUUUCCCUCCAUGUCACGAUGGGCAGUUCCAGUGUGGAAAUGGCCAAUGCAUCCCGCUCAAAUGGCGCUGCGAUGGGUACAAAGACUGCAAAGAUCGCACCGACGAAGACAAUUGCACCCGGACCGUAUGUCAGAGCGGGAAAUUCCAAUGCCCGACCGACAAGCAGUGCAUCGACGAAGACCUGGUCUGCAAUGACGUGCGCGACUGCUCCGACGGAGCUGACGAAAAGGGAUGCUCGGACGAAAAAUGUGGGCUCUGUGAAUACAAAUGCCGGAAGUCUCAGGAAGGCGGGGACUGUGUCUGUCCCGAGGGGAAAGUACUCAAUCCGGAAGAUUUGCUUUCCUGUAUCGAUCGCAACGAGUGCGAAAAGUGGGGAUUUUGCGAUCAGAUUUGCCACAACACGUACGGAAAUUACUCCUGCUCGUGCGUAGACGGUUAUAAGCUGGACAUUACCGGGAAACGCUGUCUUGCCGUGAACUCCUCGUCAGCCGAGAUAUACUUCGCCCAUUGGGACACCAUGUUCCGCGCCAACAUCGACGGUACGAAUCUCCGAGUGGUCUCCGACUCCUCUGACAUUGUCGGUUUAGACUACCAUUUGGAGAAACAGUACCUCUUUUGGUCCGACAAGAAGUUGAAAAAGAUUUACCGAGCGCAGCUACCGCAGGCUGGUUCGAAAGACCUGGCGGAUUUAAAGCAAGAGAUUAUGCUUCCGAUUGGAGCAAACUCGACUUCAUCCCUCUGGUUCCCUGAGGCGAUCGCUGUCGAUUGGAUCGGAAACAACUUGUAUGUUGCCGAUUCCGUCGGUCAGAAAAUCGAAGUGUUCGCUUUCGACGGACGGUUUUACGCCAUUGUCCUGGGUCACAAUCUCACGUCGCCGCACGACAUCGCUUUGGACCCGACGGAAGGGUACUUGUUCAUCAGUGAUGGAGGGAGAAUCGUACGUGCUCACAUGGAUGGUAGUUUCUUGCGGGAAAUUGCUAAGGAUGGAAUUUUCAAAGCAUCAGGUUUGGCUGUUGAUCUCGCCACUAAACGUCUUUUCUGGUGUGACUCAUCUUCGCAUCACAUUGAAACAUCAUUGUACGAUGGAUCACAGCGUUCCAUCGUUCUGCGAGGAAUGAAGGACGUGCCGUCUCCAAGUCGACUGACUUUGUUUGAGAAGGACUUGUUUUGGAGCGAUGCGACCAAGUCCGGUAUCCUAAGGACUGACAAGUUGCAUCCAUCGAAGGAAAACGCUUUUUCCGUCGUCUAUCAAAAUAGGUCCGUCAAUCACGAUCCCGUCGGCCUGAAGGUCGUUCACAACUUACUUCAGCCGUCAGUUCCAAGACCAUGCGGCGACAACAAUGGCGGUUGCGAGCACAUGUGUAUCGUAACGAGGAACGCGGCAGACAACGGUUUGGGGUACCGAUGCGCCUGCAACAUCAAGUACCAGCUCAGCCCCGACCGGAAGCACUGCACAGAGGCGAGGAAUUUCUUGCUUUAUUCGAAGCAGAAAUUCAUCAAGGGCGUCGUAUUGGACCCAGUUGAGGCUGGUUUCAAUGACGCCAUUCCGCCGCUCGUUUCGAAAACGGCCAGAUUUGUUGGCCUGGAUUUUGACGCGCACAGCCAGUACAUCUACUACUCCGACGUGAUCCUCGACGUCAUCCACCGUGUGAAAAUCGACGGCUCAGGUCAAGAGAACGUGCUUGCAGCGAACAAUGAAGGCGUGGAGGGACUGGCACUGGACUGGAUAGCGCACAAUUUGUAUUACAUUGACAGCAGACAAGGCACGUUGAACGUGCUGUCGACGAAAAACCCGCAAUGGAGAAAGACUCUGCUAAGCAAUUUGAAACGGCCCCGAGCCAUCGUCGUGCAUCCGAACAGAGGGUAUCUCUUUUACUCCGAAUGGGAGCGACCCGCAAACAUCAGCCGAGUGAAUUUGGACGCUUCUGGCGUGGUUGUGUUUCAAAAGUUGAUCCUUGGCUGGCCCAACGGCCUUGCGAUCGACUACGACGAGGAUCGGCUGUACUGGUGCGAUGCUCUUUUGGAUCACAUCCAACACUCCAAGCUGGAUGGCUCUGAUGUCCACACGGUUUACACCACGCUGAUCCGUCACGCCUUUUCCCUGGUUGUUUUCGAAGAGUGGCUGUACGUGACUGAUUGGCGGUUGGAUGCCAUUGUGAAAGUGCAGAAGAAGACUGGCGAACGCGAGAAAGUGAUUGAAGAAGUCGAACAAAGCAACCGGCUUUACGGCAUCAAGAUCUUCAGCUCUAAGGCUCAGCGGACCUUCUGCAUUGCAGAUCCGAACUUCAAAGACAAUGGCACCAGAUGCAAUAAGUCGUGGGAGUUCCGUUGUGAUAACGGUCGCUGCAUUUCGAAGUCGUUUGUUUGCGAUGGAGACAAUGACUGCUUCGACGGGUCUGACGAAAACAACUGCACUGACGUUACUUGCGACUCUGGUUUUUUCAAAUGCGGCAAUGCGAACGGACGUUGCGUACCGGCGUCGUACCGCUGCGAUGGCGUGAACGACUGCGGCGAUAGCUCGGACGAGCUGGACUGUCAGAACACAACAUGCGGGCCGAGCGAAUUUGCUUGCAAGAAGAUUCACCAAUGCAUCUCUGAGGAUUGGCGCUGCGAUUCCGAGAAAGACUGCGGCGAUGGGACUGACGAGCUUGACUGCGAACAGAAAACUUGCGCGUAUUUUCAAUUCACAUGCCCCACGUCAGGAAAUUGCAUCUCUCAGGGUUACCGGUGCGACGGAGAGAAGGACUGUCCUCACAACGAGGAUGAAGAAAAUUGUCCUCCGAUCACGUGCACGGCCGCGCAAUUCAAGUGCGCGAAUUUGAAGGAGUGUGUUUUGGAAACGUUCAAGUGCGAUGGCAUCAAGGAUUGUGCCGACGGCAGUGAUGAACUUGGAUGUCCUUCCGUCGCUCCAAAUCAAUGCAAUGCGGAGAAGUAUUUCACGUGUGAAACCUCCAAGGUUUGCAUUCCAAAGAACUGGUACUGUGAUGGAACCGAUGAUUGUACGGACAGCAGUGAUGAGCCGGAUACAUGUGGCGAGAUACAAUGCGGGGAGAGUCAUUUUAAGUGCAACAACUCCAAGUGCAUUCCAAAGGCGUGGAUUUGCGACGGCGAGGAUAACUGCGGUGAUGGCAGUGACGAGGAUUCGCGACACGCCUGCAAACUGCUGACGCCGCACUGUGAUAACGACGAAUGGUCGUGCCCCGGAGUUUCCGGAGGCUGUGUUCCCAUGAAAGCUGUGUGCAAUGGAACUGAGGAAUGUCCGAACGGCAGCGAUGAAGGUCCUGGGUGCACAACGAGCCACUGUGACGAUAAUUGCUCUUACAAAUGCAUUUUAACCCCGACGGGCGCCCAGUGCAUUUGCCCGCCCGGUAUGGAGUUGGCUGCCGAUGGACUGCAAAUGGCCUGUCAGGACAAGAACGAAUGCGACCCACCGGGCAUCUGCUCGCAAACGUGCACAAAUCUGGAAGGAUCCUACAUUUGCAAUUGUACCGAAGGUUAUGAACCGACCGGACUUCGGGGACAAUUAUGCCGUGCCAUUAAUACUACACAAGCAUUCUUGAUCAUUUCUAAUCGGCGAUCGCUGCUUACUGGAGACUUGGACUCGCAUUCUCUCAAGAGGAUUCCAGUCAACGUUGUUAACGUUGUUGCCGCCACCUCAGAUAUGCAUACACAGACGGUAUUUUGGUCAGAGAUGAGAGCGAAGAAGAUCAUGAGGCUAGACAAAGGAGAAUCAAAUGCCGUUGAGGUUAUUUCAAGUGGUCUAGAUGUGGUCGAAGGCUUGGUGUACGAUUGGGUUGCAGAAAACCUGUAUUGGCUUGAUUCGCAUCUGAUGAGAAUCGAGGUGGCGAAAGCAAACGGGGAGAACAGAAUGGUUCUAGUCAGUGAGCACGUCUCUAAACCUCGUGGCAUCGCUUUGGAUCCCACCAAAGAUGCUCGAAUUCUGUUUUGGACUGACUGGGGAGAUCAUCCGAGAAUCGAAAGAAUUGACAUGGAUGGCGAGCCGAGUAGUCGCAUGACAAUCAUUGAGAGCAAAAUCUCUUGGCCAAAUGGUCUCGCGAUUGACGUCCCGACGAAGCGAAUUUAUUUUGCUGACUCAAAAUUGGACUACAUUGACUUCUGCGACUAUCGAGGGAACCACCGACAGCAAAUCUUGGCCAACAGCCACUACCUCUUGCACCCGCAUUCCUUGGCUGUGUUUGAAGACAAGGUUUACUGGACAGACCGACAACUCAACCGCAUCCUGUCCACGCAUAAGUUCAGUGGGCGGAAUCCUGAGGUUGUCAGUCAUUUGGUGUCGCAGCCACUGAGUGUUCACGUGAGCCAUCCCGUGCUGCAACCUAAGGAUAAGAACCCGUGUGAUGGAAUCAAGUGUGAUCACCUGUGUUUGCUUUCUCCGAGAGAGCCGGGCUACACCUGCCGAUGUCACGCUGGCUUCAAGAAAAUUGGUACCACGGGCUGUGAACUUGAAAAUACUUCGUACCUCAUUGUGCUGCAAGAAAAUCAGAUCGUUGACGUGAACUUGUCUUCUACCGCUGACUCAAGCCGAACUGCAGGUCUGCUGUCACCUGUGGUUGGAGUCGAGCAGGGUUCGAGCAUUGAAUAUGACGACAAGAACCUAGUUCUUUACUGGGUUGAAGUCGAUGCGAGAGAUGAAGACAAUGGAACGAUCAUGUCCAUUCCAUUUUCGGGAGGCAAUAAAUCUGCGGUCCUCACAACCGGAGUUGUUGGAGCUCCACAUUCGAUAGCUUUCGACUGGAUCGGCCAAAAUAUGUACAUCGGGAAUCGCAAAGCGUCAACGAUUGAAAUAAUCAAAGUUGACGGAAAUGUCCACCACCACCGAGUGUUGCUCUCCAACAAUGGAAACACGACCGGUGUUGCUUUUCCGAAAUCCAUCGCAGUCGAUCCAUAUGCCGGGUAUUUGUUCUGGCUGGAUGAUGGAGGCUUUGCAGUGCCCACGAAACUAGGUCGCAUAGAAAUGGAUGGUUCAAACUCGGCAACGUUGAUAAGCGAAGGCAUUAACAAGCCCGAGUCUCUUACUCUGGAUCGGCAAAAUCGAACGAUUUACUUCAGCCAUGCGGGAGUGAUCGAGGUCUGCAAUUACGAAGGAAAAAGCCGUCGAACAAUCAUUCAGGCUGACAUAAAGAAGCCCCAGUCGAUCUUUUACUACGAUCAUAAACUUUAUGUUUUGGAUCCGCUGUAUGAAAUUAUAGCGAGGUACGAUCUAUCCACAACGACCCCGUCGAAUCAAGUUUACAUGAGGAGAAAUGCGGAGGAGCUCAAGACGCUUACUGUCUUUUACCAGCGUGAUCGUACGACCCAUCAUCGCUGCCUGAAGAACAAUGGUGGCUGUGAGCACUUCUGCGUUCCGACCGGCGAAAGCACUGGAACCUGCUUGUGUGCAACUGGAAACCAAAUGGAAAGCGGCAGUUCCUGCAGACCCUACAAAAGUUUUGCCGUUGUUUCAAUGUUGACCACUGCUCGCGGGUAUUCUCUGAAUGAUCACUCCGAAGCUAUGACUCCGAUUGCCGGUUUUGGCCACAACAUUCUGCACUUGGAUUUCCAUUACGAAAAGGAAUGGAUUUAUUGGGUUGACUUCAACAACUUCCAAUGGAACGGAAUUUACCGAAUUCGUCCCAACGGCACGGAAUUGCAGCCCGUGGUCGUGGAGAACAUUGGAACGAAUGGAAUUCGUGGUUUGGCCAUCGAUUGGGUUGCCGGGAAUAUGUAUUUCACCAACGUUUACCCGCAUGAAACCCACAUCGAGGUGUGCUGGCUGGAUGGCUCCUUCCGUCUUGUUUUGAAGUCAUCAACCACCGAAGCUCCUCGUCAAAUCGCUGUUAAUCCCGUCAAAAGAUACAUUUACUGGAUUGAUUAUGGACAGUAUCCAUCGAUUGGUCGAGCAAAUUUGGAUGGUUCAGAGUCGACAUCACUGAUCUCAACCGGAGUGACUGAGCCCCGGGAUCUAGUCAUCGAUAUCAACACUCACGAUGUUUACUGGAUCGAUUCGCGUGAAGAUUUAAUCCAAAAGAUGUCCUUCUCCGGAUCCAACAGAGACAUCGUUCGCCGGAACAUUCCCAGCGGCAUGGGUUUGGCAAUCCUUCAAAGCGAUGUUUACUGGGUGGAUCGAAACUUGGAGACCAUCUUUAAAGCGUCCAAGAUUCCAGGCAACAACUCUGUGCCUGUUGUGGUGCGGUCUGAGCUACCAAAGUUGAGAGAUAUCGCCUUAUUUGACGCCAUCAAUCAACCGCGAGACGAAAGCACGUGCUCGCGAUUAGGAAACGGAGGGUGUCGGCAAUUGUGCUUUUCGUUCCCUCCGUCGUCGACUGGAUCGCGAAGCUCGAAAAAGACGCACGAGUGUCGUUGUGCCAUCGGAGUUUUGAACCCGGAUGGAUCUUGUGAUCAUCCAAACGAAUACCUCGUGUUCACUACCCGGACUGAGCUGCGAUCCGUUUUUCUGGAUCCAUCUGUACCCAGUGCCCCAUUGGCGACGAUUGGCAACCUGACUAACGUUGUUGGCGUGGAUUUCGACUUCGCCAACUCGCGGUUGUUCUUCACGCAGAUCCGACCCAAAAGGCGUAUUGCUUGGCUUAGCACGAAGAAUCCCAGAAGUGGAAUCACAGAUAUUCUUACCGAGGGAAUCAAUCCUGAAGGCGUGGCUUACGAUUGGACUUCGGGCAAGAUUUAUUGGACCGAUUCGGCGAACAGCAGCAUUUAUUCGAUGAACGUUGAUGGAUCGCAUAUUGUCCCGAUUGUGGAAGUCGAUCGACCGAGAGCCAUCAUUCUCGAUCCUUGCAGCGGGCAAAUGUACUUCACUGACUGGGGUCGUUUCGGUACAACCGGGAAAAUCUAUCGCACUACAAUGGCUGGAACUCUGCGGAAAACCAUCAUUGAUGAAGAUCUGGCUCAGCCGAGUGGACUGGCACUUGAUUACGCGGACAAAAAACUCUAUUGGACGGAUGCCAUUAGAGAGAAAAUCGAGCGAUCGAACUUGGACGGCUCUGAUCGUCAAGUAAUUAUUUCGGCUACAAUUUAUCCGUUCGCUGUCACGGUCCAUGGGAACUAUAUCUACUGGACAGAUCUGCAACUGCGAGGCGUUUAUCGAGCCGAAAAAUAUUCGGGCGCAAAUGUGAUUGAGAUGGUGAAACGAUUGGAUGAUUCGCCGAGAGAUAUUCAUGUGUUUUCCGAGUCUCGUCAAAAUUGCACUUUGAAUCCGUGCACCAUCAACAACGGAGGCUGUCAGCAUUCUUGUCAUCCAGUCGGCAAUGGAACGGCUGAAUGUAAAUGUCCACCGGAAGAGAAGCUUGUGAAUGACAACAGGAUGUGUGUGCCUCAGAAUUUCACUUGCACUGAUUCUAAACUGACUUGUAAGAAUGGAAAAUGCAUAUCGCGUCUCUGGGCUUGCGACGGUGACGACGACUGUGGUGACAAUACCGACGAAGACGUGCUGUAUUGUGCUUACCACACUUGUCACGAGAAUGAAUUCAGGUGCAAGAAUGGACGAUGUGUUUUCAAGAGUUGGCAGUGCGACCACGAAGAUGACUGCGGCGACGGCACUGAUGAGAUGAACUGCGAAUAUCCAAAAUGUGCUGACGGAGAAUUCACUUGCGCCAACUUUCGAUGCAUUCCUAUGUCCCAGGUUUGCAACGGAGCUAACAACUGCAAGGACGAGAAGACUUCCGACGAGUCCCUGGAGCAGUGUCCAAAUAACACGACAUGUCCCGAAGGCCACUUCAAGUGUCGGACCACAAAUAUUUGUGUUGAGCCACAUUGGCAGUGCGAUGGAGACGACGACUGCGGUGACGGCUCUGACGAAGAACCCGAAAUUUGCUCACAACGCUCAUGUCCGAGCGAUUCCUUCAGGUGCAAUAAUCAUCGAUGCAUACCCGGAAGCUGGCACUGUGAUGGCGACGAUGAUUGUGGUGACGGUGCAGACGAACCAGAAGAUUAUUGUUCGUCUGAAUCGCGUACCUGCUUCGGAGAUUUAUACACUUGCGACAAUGGAAACUGCAUCCAAAGAAUGUACAUCUGUGACGGUGAUGACGAUUGUGCGGAUAACUCGGACGAAGACGAACGACAUCAAUGUGAGAGCCGAACGUGUGAUCCGGAGACCGAAUUCACCUGCGAGAAGAACAAAGCCCUUGGAAGACCUCAGUGCAUAUCUUUAUCGCAUGUUUGUGACGGUGAUGCGGAUUGCGUUGACGGAGCUGACGAGAACUCAUCUUUGCCUAACUGUCCAAAGCCAGAACCAUGCACUGCUGACCAGUUCCAGUGCGCCAAUGGAAGGUGCAUUUUCAAGCGAUGGCACUGUGACCACGCUGACGACUGUCUUGACGGCUCAGACGAAACCAAAAGCUGCUUUUACCGGAAAUGUAACGAGAGCGAGUUUGCCUGUGAGAAUUUCAAGUGCAUUCGGAAAAGCCAUCGUUGUGAUGGUGACAACGAUUGCGGAGACGGGAGCGAUGAAAGGAACUGUGAGGAUCUGAAACCUUCCUGUGGUAAGGAUCAGUUCACCUGCGCGAAUGGUUCCUGCAUCCCCAUGUCCCUGGUGUGCAACAAAGUUGUUGAUUGCCCCGGAGAAGAGGACAAACUAGUCUCGAGCGAUGAGCCAUUGCACUGCAACGUGAACGAGUGUGACAAGGUGGACUUGAAUCAAUGUGGGCAUAAAUGCAUUGAUACUCCGACAGGUUUUCAUUGCGAAUGCAACAAAGGAUACAAGCUGCUUAAAGAUGGGAAAGCCUGCGAGGAUAUCGACGAAUGCGUCGAGGAAGCUGGAGUUUGCUCACAGUUCUGCACCAACACCCCCGGAGGUUAUUUCUGCAAAUGCAACGACACUUAUUUCGAACGCGAUCCGAAUGAUCCCUCCGGUUGCAAGCGGUUGGACGAAAGUGAGGAGGCAUACUUGGUCUUCACCAACAAGUAUUACGUUCGGGCUUUGUCGCUCGACGGGAAGAACUAUUACCUCCUGCAGCAGGAUCUGAAGAACGUGGUUGCGAUUGACUUUGAUGUCCGUGAAGAAAUGUUGUACUUUGCUGAUGUCACGGCAAAGACGAUUUAUCGGGCCAAGUUCAACCGGACGCACCAGGCUGAGAGAGAGGCUAUUAUUCGACACGACAGUCACGGACUUGAAGGAAUUUCCGUGGACUGGGUGGGCCGAAAGCUUUACUGGCUCGACAGGUCGAGCAAAACGUUGGAAGUUGCAGAACUCAAUGGCACGAACAGACGUACGCUGAAGGUCGGUGGCGGAAUUUACGACCCACGUGCUGCAGCGGUGCACCCUGGUAUCGGUUGGCUCUUCUACACCGAUUGGCAAAUUCAUUCCUACAUCGGGCGAAUCGGCAUGGACGGGUCAAACUUCAGCAUGAUCUUGUCCCAAUCUGACAAGAUCAUUUGGCCCAAUGGGUUGACCAUUGAUUUCUUCAGCAAUAAGAUAUUUUGGGGCGAUGCUCACAUGGAUUACGUUGCGUUUGCCGACUUCGACGGAAAGAAUCGGAAGGAAAUCGCCAACGGGGCUGUUGUUCCGCACGUUUUCGCCAUGACAAUUUUCGACGACAAGAUGUAUUGGACGGACUGGAACAAGAAGGCUGUGCUUAGCGGACAUAAGUUCAGGCUCCAAAAUGAUUGGAAAAUUAUGAGGAACAUGACCCACCGUCCUUAUGAUAUUCAGGUGUACCACGCGUUACGACAGCUGAACUACACUAACCCUUGCGGCACGAACAACGGAGGUUGCUCUCAUUUAUGCCUCCUCUCGCCGAAGGCUGACAGCUCUGUUGGGUACAAAUGCGCGUGUCCGAAUCAGUUCUACCUCGCUCCAAAUGGCAAAGAAUGCAUCGCUAAUUGCACUUCCGAUCAGCAUCGGUGCAGCCACGGUGACGACCGGUGUAUCCCGCACUUCUGGAAGUGUGACGGAGAAAAGGAUUGUCACGAUGGCAGUGACGAGCCGGCAACGUGUCCGAAGCGAGUUUGCAAAUCGGGUCAGUUCCAGUGUGCGAAUACCAACUGUGUGGCUCCGACGCGAUUCUGCGACGGAACUGAUGACUGUGGAGACGGCAGCGACGAAAAGAACUGCGAUUCUGCCUGUCCCGAGCACCAGUUCAAGUGCUUGACUUCUGGAAGAUGCAUUCUGGAGGCUUGGAAAUGCGACGGUGAUGCCGACUGUGCCGAUGGCAGUGACGAGGAUCCUGCUAUUUGUCACGUUGAACCCUGUGACAAUUCAACGCAGUUUCAAUGCGACAAUGGAAAAUGCAUUCCCAAGUUGUGGCGUUGCGAUUACGAUAAUGACUGCGGCGAUGAUUCUGACGAACCCGCGCAUUACUGCAGGAAUCAACCGUGUCCCGUCGGGUGGAGUCGCUGUCCCGGUUGGAAUAAUUACAGAUGCAUUCCGACUUAUCUGUUUUGUGACGGGAAAGAUAAUUGCCGCGACGUCAGUGACGAGGAUCCAGAGCACUGCCCUAAAUGCAACCCGGAAACUGACUUCCAGUGCAAAAAUAAGCGAUGCGUACCGAAGCGGUCAACAUGUGAUUUCGCCAACGACUGCGGCGACAAUUCCGACGAGGACCGAGAAAUGUGCGAAGGCCAGCAUAGAGAAUGUUCCGAGUCUGAGUUCCGCUGCUCCAACAGCAAAUGCAUUCCGAAUCGUUGGAGGUGUGACCAUGAUAACGAUUGUGGUGACAACUCCGACGAAACUGACUGCCAGGACUGGAAGUGCAAGGAUACAGAAUUCCAAUGUGCCAGCGGGCAUUGUAUCAAGAAAGAGCUCCAUUGUGACGGUUCUAAGGAUUGCCGCGACCUUAGCGACGAAAUUGGAUGUCCGACUCGUUACCCAGAGGGUCGGUACUGCCCGAAAACCUCGUUCGAAUGCAACAACACGCUUUGUGUUCAACACUGGGCCGUCUGCAAUGGUCGCGACGACUGUGAGGAUGGUUCUGACGAAGCAGAGGAUCAAUGCCCGGAUGCGGUGAAGUGUGAUGGACCACACAGGUUCAAAUGCGAUAACGGUAAAUGCAUCAGAGGUUAUCACCUGUGCGACGGACACGAUAAUUGCGGCGAUGGCAGUGAUGAAAACGACCACGCUCGCUGUCAUCCGGUCCGAAAUCGUUGCUACCUCGGUGGCUUCAAGUGCUCCAAUGGGGAAUGCGUGUCCAUUGGGAAUGUUUGCGACCGAAAGGAUGACUGCGGGGACAAUUCUGACGAAAUCGGUUGCUUCACAAACCAACGGUGUCAGUCCGGCAAUGGAACUUCGCUAUGUAGCCAAUUCUGCUGGGAAUUGCCUUUCGGAGGAGUCACGUGUCACUGCGAAAACGGCUACAAGGUGGACCCGGAAAAUCCAAAGCUUUGCAUAGACGUGAACGAAUGCGCGGAUCUACGACACAACUGCUCGCAGGUGUGCACUAACACGAAGGGCUCAUAUGUAUGCUCUUGCCUGAGUGGCUACGACAAGGCAGCGGAGAAUUGCAUCGCGAAAGGAGAAACCCCUGCUAUCAUGUUCACCAAUGGACCGGAGAUACGCAGUCUAAUACAUAAAGAGCAGAAGUACGACGAUAUUUAUCGGGGCGCGGUGAAAAUCGAAGCUGUCGAUUUCGACCCCGUGAAGAACGUUGUUUAUUGGUCUGAUUCUUUCGAGAAGGCUAUCAAACGUUCUUUGAUCCCGCAGCGUGGCAAUGACGCUCGCGUCGGGUUUGCCCAGGACUUGAACUUCAAAGGUACGGCGAAGCCUGUUGGUCUGGCUGUCGAUUGGGUCGGAGAGAACCUGUACUGGACAGAAAUGCACAGGAGCAGCAACGCGAAUCGCGGUCGCGUGGUGGUCGCCAAGCUCGAUGGACGGUACCGUCGUAUCCUCAUUUACACUGGCCUGGAAGCCCCAACGUCUAUUGCAGUCGAUCCUGAACUGGGCAUCAUGUUCUGGUCUGAUGCGGGCCCUAUCCCGAAGAUCGAGACGUCAUGGAUGGACGGGAACAGGCGCAAGCCGCUCGUGACGUCGAAUGUGGGUUACCCUACUGGCCUGACGAUUGACUACGCGAUGGACCAUUCGGUGUUCUGGGCCGACGCUCAGUUCAACACCAUUGAGAUGAUGCGCAAAGACGGCACGGGCCGGAAGACGAUAAUAAGCGGCGACAAAAUGAAGCACCCAGUGUCACUGGAUGUGUUCCAGACGCAGCUAUACUGGGUUACUCGGGAAUCCGGCGAGAUGUACACGCAGGACAAAUUUGGCCGGGGUGUGCCAGUAUUAAUCAUGAGCGAUCUCGUCAAUCCUAGCAGCAUCAAGGUUGUCCAAACGCAGAAGUACAAUGUGUCGCUGCCAAAUCCUUGCGCUGCUCUGAAAUGUUCGCACAUCUGCCUGAUUGUGCCCCGCGGAGCGAAAUGUGCGUGUCCCGAUGGGGACUACAAGCCGAUUGUCUCAGAUGAACACCGUUGCGAAGCUCCGUCGGAGAGAGCAUUACCGGACCCGCCGGCGUGUCCUUGCGAAAAUGGAGGUUCUUGCACGAUGGAGGAAGACGGAACGCCGAAGUGCGUGUGUCCAGACUCGUUCAGCGGACCAGACUGUGGGGUUCACGUGGCCCGCAGCAAGCUCCUGCAGACCAACACGAGCAUUGCUGAGGCUGUCGCGAUUCCAAUAGUCAUCAUCCUUGUACUUGCUGUCACAGUCGGAGUAUACUUCGUCCUGAAGAAACGCAACUUUGGGAAAGCUGGACCAAAAUCCGGCUUGUCGUCGAGUGUUUCCUUCCGCAGCGGAAGCAAUGUCGAGUUCGGGCAUGGUGCUAACGACAUGGGCUCGGGCGAUGGACAGACGAUCACGUUGGGACCAACAGGAGCGGAAGCUGGCAAGAACUUCAGCAACCCGAUGUACGAGGAAAUCACGCACAUGGAGACUGAAGCCGGUGGCGGGUCGCUGUACCACACGGUGGACGACCUGUACCAGCCGCCGCCGGGAGCUGGCAAGGGCACCGCUGCUCCGGAUUUCCCCAAGACUGGAGCUGUGAUCAUGCCAUCGAGUGUUAUUCAGAAGUCCUCGCCUCAAGUCCUCAUCAAGCACAAGGAGCUGGACCCCUCUACCGUUGACACCGGCAAGGACACCCAGCAGCUGGUUGAGGAGGACGGAGGGUCCGAGUGCUGAUUUCCUUCCGUCCUUUCCCCGGUUUACCUGUCGCUCUCGCUUUGGUUCCUUCCACGAAUCUCCUAUAUUUAUCACACGUGCUUUGAUGUUCGCUGCCGCGCCGUUAUUUCCCGAAAGCGAGAAGGAAACAUUUUUGAUUCAACGGAGUGAUUGUCAUCUAGUUUUGUUUUUUUUAAACCGCUGGGAAAAAAAUGAAUAAAAUGGGAGUAUGUUGAGCGGCAGACUCAGUGCCUUUUCUGCGGUCGAAGUGCAACAUUUUGCGCCAGAUUUUUGGGAUCAGGAUAAAUUUUGCAGUUUCCGUGGAUCGCCAUGGAUUUCCGUAUUCUUCGGCGAGAGUUCGUAGCUUUGUCUUUAAGGCACAGGACUACUGUAGGUAAAAUAUUCUGUUGACUCGUCCGUAACGGAAGGAAAUUUUAAUCUAUCCUCAAGAAGAUGCGUUCAAAACGUGCGCAUUGCAGAUGAUACGAUAUUUUUUACAUUCCUGGAGAUAUUUUUUUUCCGUGGGUCACGAUUUCGUCCAGUUGAUUGGUGGUUUCUACCAUAUGUGAUGACAAAUUAUUCACGCGCAUUGACGCAAUCCCGGAGAAACGAGCUGAGCGUGAAAAAGUCAUUUUCCUGUUCUGAUCCUGUGCUUAUUUUUUUGUUUGUUUUUUCGCCGUGAUCUGCAUCACGAGAACUUUGGAUGUCCGUGGCGUGUUUUAGCGAAUGAUGCUGUCUUCCCGGCUCUCGACAUUUGUUUGUGACGGAAGUGUUGACCUGAGAAACCUUUAAGCGAGGACCCGUGAUUCGGGGCGAGUUUUGGCGGAGGCCUUUUUCGAAGCGGUCCGAUAUUUCUUGAAGUGGCCUCGUGGUGAUUAAACUGGAUCAUUUCAGAUGAUUCAUUAAUUUUGUUUCUUUUUCUUGUAUGUUUUAUAAUUUUUUUCGAGUUUGACCGGUUGCAGACGCUUUGGGAAUUUCUGGGAAGUGGUGUAGCGAUAUUUUUUUCAUUCGAUUAGAUGCAAAACGACGCUUAGGGCUCUUCCCAGUGCUGAGGGAUCAAGUUUUGCGUUUCAGGUCGGACGAUUUGGACGUGACUUGCCCCCGGGGAAGAUGGUUCUCGCUUUCGUUGGAUUGCUUAUAUUUUUUGGCGAUGUGACCGCGGAAAUGAGCUGCUGCUCUGCUUGAUGUUCAGCCGGCUGAGUACCCAUACGAUUAGGCCCGUUGGAUGCGUUCGAUGUGAGGUUUUUUUCCCCUCAAGUUUGGCGUUUGCGUUUCUGGUUGAUCAAGACCCGUGGUUAUGUAAUUUUUUGUUGUGUCCGCGAAGAAGGCAUUAUCGCGAUCAGUUUAUUGUGGAGCCCGCGAUGGAAGAAAGCACGACGAUUUGGGAUACCAGUGAGUCUCGUGGAAGUUGUCGGUUCAACCUGUCCCGCUUUCCGCAGUGCCAUCUCCCCGUUUCGUCUCGGUCCCUGGUGCGUUAAAUCUCCCGAUCUUCGGCUCCGUCUACAGUUUCCGUCCUACUGAGAAAAAGAAAAUACGGAGAAUUUCUUGUUUUUUUUUUUAUCAACCCACCAAAGGUCAUCAAGAAUUUGUGAACAUGUCUGUAAGAAUAAAGGUGUAAAUCUUUUUCUUAUUGCAUCACCAA
Messenger RNA from Notodromas monacha, 15388 nucleotides. The record is from the annotation of a GenBank genome assembly. NCBI's taxonomy places the organism in Eukaryota, Metazoa, Arthropoda, Ostracoda, Podocopida, Cyprididae.